CUAAUUUAUAAGAUAAGAUUGGUUCUCGGGGUAAACGUGAAAAAAAAACUCAAAACCCUAAUUUAUACUUACAUGAGUCGCUUUCUUCUUUCACAAGAGAAACAAUGAUGAUGUCCGAUCUUCCCGCGGAUUUGGUAGAGGAAAUACUCUCAAGGGUCCCGGCUACAUCUCUGAAACGGUUACGAUCUACUUGCAAGCAAUGGAACGCUUUAUUUAAAAACAGAGGGUUAAAGGGUUCACUUAGCUUAAAAGAUUUCCAUUAUAAUUCUAAACAAGUCAAGAUAGCCCGAGUUUUUCACUGCGAUGGUUUAUUGUUAUGCAUCACCAAGGAUGAUAGACUCGUGGUUUGGAACCCGUGUUUGGGAGAAAAUAGGUGGAUCCCACUCAGAACUGAUUACAAGGGAAUAACUAUGUUUGCUCUAGGAUACCAAAAUAACAAAUCUUGUCAUAGCUACAAAAUCUUGAGGUGGUGGAAUUGUUAUGAACCAACCCACCAUGUUGUUGGGUUAGAAAUCUAUGAGUUUAGCUCUGAUUCAUGGAGAGUUUUUGAUAAAGUCGAUCUCGAUUUCUAUUUACAAACAAAUUCUUGUGUGUCUUUGAAGGGAAAUACUUACUGGCUUACUUUAGAUCUUAGUGAAAAGUUCUUCCACAGUUUUGAUUUUACAAGGGAGAGAUUUAAACGUUUGUGUCUUCCACCAAAUCCGAAAUCGUGUUAUACGGUUCUAUCAGUUGUUAGAGAAAAACAGCUCUCAGUUUUGUGA
Arabidopsis lyrata subsp. lyrata is the source of this 761-nucleotide messenger RNA. Its product is annotated as putative F-box only protein 9. Gene Ontology annotation, molecular function: protein binding. The transcript has a single exon. Lineage: Eukaryota; Viridiplantae; Streptophyta; Magnoliopsida; Brassicales; Brassicaceae. The coding region runs from base 105 to 761 and encodes 218 amino acids. The record is from RefSeq and is a predicted model, not a curated record.